UUCCUUACUCUCCAAGACACAACACAAAACCCUCAUAAACCGAUUUCACCCCCUCUCUCCGUGUUUUUUUUUAAUGCAUUACCUUCACUGAUCAAUCAUAUUCAAAUUCAACCCAUCUUCUUCAGAAUUUCUGGUUCCAUGGACACUUCUGAACAACUCGAUUGGGAGGCUUUCCUGGAAUUCGAAGUCGAUGAUUUUUUCAUGGACGCUCCUCCUCCUUCUCUCGCCGUCGGUUCCUCGCCGGAUCCCGUUCUGUCGGAGAUCGAGAAUCUGCUUAUGGACGACGAACCCGCUGUCCUUCCGUCGGAGUCCGAAGACUACGACAAGCUUCUGGCGGAGAUUCUAGCCGAGCCGCACCCUCACUCCGACAAUAGCAGAGUCGAGCCACCAACUCCAGAAGAGGCUUCCAAUGAAACCGUCUCCAAGAAGCAAAUUAGGCAAAUGAGGAAUAGGGAUUCUGCUGUGAAAUCAAGAGAGAGGAAGAAGCUGUAUGUGAAAAACCUUGAGAUGAAGAGUAGGUAUUAUGAAGGGGAAUGCAGAAGACUGGCUCAUUUGCUCCAGUGCUGCUAUGCUGAGAAUAGCGCGUUGCGGCUUUGUUUGCAAUCGCGUGGCGCAUUUGGUGCUUCCAUGACCAUGCAGGAGUCUGCUGUGCUCUUGUUGGAAUCCCUGCUGCUGGGUUCCCUGCUGUGGUUCAUGGGCACCAUGUGCCAACUCAGUCUACCCCUGAUACUGUGGUUAACAGUGGUACUUCUAAGAGAAAACAUGGAACAGAAAGACCUAAGAAGGGUGGCUCGAAAAGGGCCAGGAAGUAAGAUCUCUGAGUAUUUCCUGAUGGAAUCGUUUGUUAGGAGUAGAAGAUGCCGAGCUUCAAGAACCAAGAUGAAAUUUGAUUUUUUUAAUGUUCUAUAACUUCUGAGGGUGGUCUUUCAGGUUUUCUAUUCAUUCUUUCUUUCUCUUUCUUUGUCUCCGUGUUUUAGUGUCCUUUUGGAUAGGGUCGUGAUCAGAAAAUAUGUCAAAAAGAACUAGUUUAAGUGUGUUGUUGAUAUGCAUUGCUAGCUGCUAUGGCCUUUUAACUUGUCACAAAACAACAAUAUGCUGAAGUGCUCCUAUUCAACACAUGGCACUCCAAAACUUUUUGAGUCAGAACUUUUUGUUUGUAUAUCUUAGAGUCGGUUUCUUGGAUUA
Molecule: messenger RNA, 1185 nt
Organism: Lotus japonicus
Lineage: Eukaryota; Viridiplantae; Streptophyta; Magnoliopsida; Fabales; Fabaceae
Product: bZIP transcription factor 60
Exons: 3
Coding region: 139-909 (256 amino acids)
Biological process (GO): regulation of DNA-templated transcription
Molecular function (GO): DNA-binding transcription factor activity
Source: RefSeq, a predicted model, not a curated record